CCACUCUACCACUUGCAUGAAGACCAAAGUUGGAGACGCAAUGUUCUCGGGCGUGAAGACGAUGCUCGAGGGCCAGCGCUUAUUCGUGUCUGAGGCAGCUGGCUGCGCACCGGGAGAUGCUGCGACAUCAACAGCCUGAAACGCGUUUCAUGAGAAAGGCAAGUACAGCCACGCCGAAGCGUACAAAAGCUUUCCUUGAGGUCUUUCGGAGGUUUUCAUAACAUUGCUCCUCAUCUUGUCUGUUUCUCAUCAUGCUGUCCCACCGAGUUUUAACGCUCUCCUCAAUAUUUGCAAGUGCAUGCGCACAGGCGGCAUGUAGGCUUCCUAUUCCAUCCAUUCCAUACAUGUAUGGCGUCCCAUCAUGGGAAUCAAGCGACUACAUUUGUCAGGGACCCCCCGACCUCUUUUCUGUAAGACCAAGCGAGGGCAAAGGUCUGGGUGUCUUUGCGCUUCACGAUCUUGACAUUGGCGACAUCGUCAUGCGUGAGGCACCAAUACUCAAAAUUGAUCCCCCAGACUACGUGAGAGGCACGGGAUACCCGAUGGCUCAGGUGACAGAGCUGGUCCGCAAAGAGUUUGAGAGCCUCUCCUUGGAUGCACAGGAAGAGGUAAUGUCUCUGACGUAUCACGCGACAGCGGUAGAGGAGGCGACCAUGGACAAGCUCGGUAUCAUCUUCAGGACCAACGCAUACAACACAGAUGAGCAGAUCGGUCUAUUUCCGAAGAUUGCUAGGAUCAACCACUCGUGCCGCCCCAACACAAGCUACUAUUGGAGCAACAAGUUGAACAGGAGGGUGGUGUACGCAAGCCGAAAGAUUAAGAAAGGCGAAGAGUUCUUCGUCUCGUACAUCGGCCUACUAUCAACACACGAGGAGCGACAGAAGCGACUCAAUCGUUAUGGCUUCAGAUGCACCUGUGAAGCAUGCGCAGCAGAGCAGAUCGUAAAGCAGGUCAGCGACAAACGACGAGUGGAGAUCAGCAAAGCGUUCACGGACUUUGAGCCUCAGCUGACACUUGAUGUACCCAAAUCUAAGUCAGCCAGACGGCAAGCCCGUAAGAACGCCCAAGCAAGCUCGCAGCUUGCUGAGCUUGUUGAGGAAGAGGGCCUUGCGGACUAUUAUGCUAAAGCCUAUCGUGUUGCUGCCAUUAGCCAUGCAAGGAUCGAGGACUGGCAACCAGCAACAUUGUUCGCGAACAAAGGGUAUAAGCUCAAGCAUAUGGAGGAUCCGGAAUCGCCAUACACUGCUGAGAUGUAUUCUCUCACCAGCAGCUUCAUACAGAGUUGGGAGAGAGAGCUGAACCAAUCACUGAGCAAAAUGUCGACCUAGAUCAUCAUGGGUAUUUGAUAUCUUUCGAGACCU
Boeremia exigua is the source of this 1361-nucleotide messenger RNA. RefSeq lists its product as uncharacterized. NCBI's taxonomy places the organism in Eukaryota, Fungi, Ascomycota, Dothideomycetes, Pleosporales, Didymellaceae. The coding region runs from base 252 to 1328 and encodes 358 amino acids. Gene Ontology annotation, molecular function: protein binding. The record is from RefSeq and is a predicted model, not a curated record. The transcript has a single exon.